CAAAAAGAAAGAAAAAAAGUCAUGAUUAAGAUGAAAAAUUGUAGGAACUGAACCGGAGUGAGUGAGUCAUGAGUCUUUCCCAUUUCUUCCAUUCGCUGUUUCUCAAAAGCUUCAACCGACAACCAUCUCUUUACAAUUUACAUAUAACAGUGACACUCGCUGUCUUAGCUUCACGGACCAAUCUUUAAUCUUUCUAAUAACUAUUUCUUUAAUCCUUUCUCUUUCUUUUUUCACUUGCUCCACAUCACAAGUCUUAAUUGCUCUCUCUCUCUCUGCAAACCGUUCCUCUUCUUCUCUCUCGCUCACUUUCACUGAGCUGCAACUAGAAGAAGAAGCAGAACCAGGGAUGGGUUCUGUUUCACUGAAAAUUGGAGAUGGAACAGCCAGAUUUAGAAGGGCCACACUGUGUUCCUCGGCGGUCAACAUUCUCAUGUUGCUUUCUGUCAUCACUACCAACCUCUUCGCUCUGUACGCUUUCACAUCCUCCCCGAAGGACCACCAAACUCAUCACCACCUCCAACACCAUUCUCACAAGAACAUCUCUCUCAUCUCAGAGCAGGUCGCUCUGAUCCUCCGCGAGAUCGAUUCUUCACAGAAGAAACUUGCCCAGAUGGAAAAAGAGCUUCUUGGCUAUGAAAGCGUCGAUCUUUCACGGCCCAACAUCGCAAACGAACUCAAGCUCUUCCUUCAGCAUCACCAGCUCCCACUGGGCAAGGAUUCCAGAAGCGGGAUCACGGAAAUGGUGGCUUCUGUGGGCCAUUCCUGUGAGAAAUCUGUCGACUUGUUGUCCCAAUACAUGACUUACAAGGUCUCCGGGCCUUGUCCUGACGAUUGGAGCCUUGCCCAGAAGCUGGUUUUGCGUGGAUGCGAACCCCUACCAAGAAGGAGGUGUUUUGCCAAGUCUGUUCCCAAGGUUGAUUUGAAACCUUUCCCUAUUUCACUUUGGAAGCCUGCUGUUGGUAAUAAGACUGUUAACUGGAGUGGACUUGGCUGUAAGAGUUUUGAAUGCUUGAAUAGUAAGAAAUUAGGCAGAGACUGUGCCGGUUGCUUUGAUUUAGUAAAUGGGUUUGAGAAUCAGAGGUUUGUUAAGGCCAGGGGUAAGAACGAUUUUCUUAUCGAUGAUGUAUUAGCCAUGGGAAGUGGAGGGAUUCGAAUAGGAUUUGAUAUUGGAGGUGGUUCUGGUAGCUUUGCUGCUAGAAUGGCAGAGAGGAAUGUCACUGUUAUUACGAACACUUUGAACGUCGAUGCCCCAUUUAGCGAAUUCAUUGCUGCAAGAGGGCUUUUCCCUUUGUUUCUCAGUUUAGAUCAUAGAUUCCCUUUCUAUGAUAAUGUGUUUGAUUUGGUUCACACCGGGAGUGGAUUGGAUAUUGGGGGAAAACCAGAAAAAUUGGAUUUCUUAAUGUUUGAUCUAGAUCGGAUUUUGAGGCCUGGAGGUUUGUUUUGGUUAGAUAACUUUUACUGUGCCAAUGAUGAAAAGAAAAAGGCCUUAACCAGGUUGAUCGAACAGUUUGGUUAUAAGAAGCUGAAAUGGGUUGUUGGGGAAAAGGUAGAUACAUCAGGAUCAGGCAAAUCCGAGGUUUAUUUGUCUACUGUUCUACAGAAGCCGGUUAGAUUAUGAACGUGGUUGUUACAGGAAACAUCAUAGAGAACUCGAAGAAUAAUCUAGCAGAAGUCGUUGGGGGAACAUAAUAAAUCUAUGGUUUCAUGAAAUGUAACGGAUGAAAAUUGUGUUUUCUUUUUUACUUGCCACACCACCUGGGUCUUCUGCUUAUCAUUUCUUUAUGAAUGUAACAUUUGUUAUAGUAUCGCCUCCUCUAAGUUGGUGAAGCACAAUAUUCUUGCAUCAUGUGAAAACAAACCCUUUGCUUUUACGGUCAUCAGACAAAUCAAUUUGUGUAUUUUGUUCCCCAGAACUUAGAGAGAACUGUCAUGAGUAGGACUUUCAUGCCUUUCGAACAAAUUAUAAAAAUCUGUGAUACAUCUAUGUUAUUCUUUUAUUGAUUAUAACAUUAUGUUGCGUUGUUCU
Ziziphus jujuba (common jujube) is the source of this 2026-nucleotide messenger RNA. Its product is annotated as probable methyltransferase At1g29790. Gene Ontology annotation, molecular function: methyltransferase activity. Bases 347 to 1618 code for a protein of 423 amino acids. NCBI's taxonomy places the organism in Eukaryota, Viridiplantae, Streptophyta, Magnoliopsida, Rosales, Rhamnaceae. The record is from RefSeq and is a predicted model, not a curated record. The transcript has 2 exons.